This is a messenger RNA of Plenodomus lingam JN3, 720 nucleotides long. RefSeq lists its product as uncharacterized. Gene Ontology annotation, molecular function: RNA binding. The record is from RefSeq and is a predicted model, not a curated record. Lineage: Eukaryota; Fungi; Ascomycota; Dothideomycetes; Pleosporales; Leptosphaeriaceae. Gene Ontology annotation, cellular component: cytoplasmic exosome (RNase complex); nuclear exosome (RNase complex). Gene Ontology annotation, biological process: poly(A)-dependent snoRNA 3'-end processing; TRAMP-dependent tRNA surveillance pathway; CUT catabolic process.
AUGGCGACGACCAUUGUAUUACCGGGCGACGUCAUCCCGAAGAGCUCAUUACCCUCAGGCACAGGCAAGAAGAAGACGUUGAAACUCGGUCCCGGCCUGCGACACAUCCCACCAAACACAGUCGUGACCACCAUCGCCGGCGCAUUAACUAUAGACAACAAGAAGAAUGCCGCCGCCGUCGAAGCCAACACCGGUCGGUACACUCCUUACACUGGCGACCUAGUAAUAGCAACCGUCUCCUCCUCAGCCGCCGAAAACUUCAACUGCCUCCUCUCCCCCCACACCCCCUUCGCCACACUCCCACAUCUCGCCUUUGAAGGCGCCACGAAGAAGACGCGGCCCCAACUCCCCCCUGCCUCCCUCGUAUACUGUCGCGUCGCAAGCGCGGGCAAAGACCUGCCUCCCGAGCUGACGUGCGUGGAUCCUUCCACGGGUAAAGGCGAUGGUCUGGGCCUGCUGAAGGGCGGCAUGUUGUUUAAGAUUAGCUUGGGCAUGGCGAGGAGAAUGUUGGCGGCGAAGGGCGGGCUGCCGUUGCUGGAAACGAUGGGGUCGAAGGUGGGAUUUGAAGUUACGGUGGGGAGGAAUGGGCUUGUGCAUGUUGAGGGGGGCAAUGUGAGAACGACGUUGGCGGUAGGCAGGGCGAUACAGGAGGUGGAUGAGAAGGGUUUGGGUGAGGAGGGGCAGAAGAAGGUUGCUGCGAGUGCACUGAAGAAUAUCUGA